Messenger RNA from Alternaria alternata, 1007 nucleotides. RefSeq lists its product as hypothetical. Gene Ontology annotation, biological process: endosome organization. The transcript is spliced from 2 exons. The coding region runs from base 228 to 650 and encodes 140 amino acids. Lineage: Eukaryota; Fungi; Ascomycota; Dothideomycetes; Pleosporales; Pleosporaceae. Gene Ontology annotation, cellular component: BLOC-1 complex. The record is from RefSeq and is a predicted model, not a curated record.
GGCAGCCGGAAUUGCCGCUUGGCGCAUCUCGCCCGCCCGACCCAUCUCAAACGACAUCAACUUGCAUAUUCCCCUUCCUCCUCCACGCAGGCCUGCUGUAACGUUUCCCAGCGUUCGUAGCCAACUAGUAACAAUUGCUACGCCGAGAUCCUAUCCAGCCGUCGCACACGCGGAAGCCAGGGCGCAGACUUCCCGAUCGACCAUGUUCUUAAGAUAAUUAUGUGCACAUGUCCGCCAUCCCAGUGUCUGAACUGGGCCUCAACUCGAGCGAGAGCAGAUAUCUCCAGCAACAAAUCGCCGCCUCACAGCACGGCUCCAAUUCAUCGCGUGCUGCCUCUCACGCCUCCAGCCAAGGCCGUCUCCUCCUGGAUCCUUCUAGUUUGCAGGCGCUCAGCGCCCACUUUGACCGUCUAAUGUACUCUAUCCAGCAGCGCUGGCAGUAUCUCACCCAGCAGACGCAAACAGCAACCCAAGUGCAGUACGACCGCGCAGGCAAUGCCAUGCAAAUGGCUGAUGCUGAAAUCGCCCGCUUCCGCGCAAUCCUCCACGAAAUCGAUGAACUGCAAGUAGAAUUCGAUAAAGUCCGUCGCAUUGGAGAGAUUGUCAAAGGAUUCAAGUCGCGCGUCGACCGUCUGGAUCGCCGGAUAUGAACGCAUUCCAGUAGAUUGGACCGGUGUGUCCCCAGUUUCACAACCUGGUUUACACGAACCAAUCUACCUACACUCCUUUACCAUCACGAAAAGACAUACUUUGUCCCCACAGACACACACUAUACCUACUAAGACUGGAGAGCCUCGCGGCAUGGAAAACCCCGGGGACACCUGCGAGAACGGAAAGCCUCACGGCUAAUGGCGUUUUGGUUACGUUUUGUUGGAACUCUUGCUUUUGGGAAUACCCAGAUCUGCUUUUGUCCGUGUUUCAGUUUGCUUGAGUUGCGGUACCUUUCUUGCGUCAUUUGUGUAACUUUGAAUUACUUCUUCUAAAUUAUUACGUCUUGCUGCGAACGG